This is a messenger RNA of Patiria miniata (bat star), 2105 nucleotides long. Its product is annotated as cysteine sulfinic acid decarboxylase-like. The coding region runs from base 219 to 1718 and encodes 499 amino acids. Gene Ontology annotation, cellular component: cytoplasm. NCBI's taxonomy places the organism in Eukaryota, Metazoa, Echinodermata, Asteroidea, Valvatida, Asterinidae. The record is from RefSeq and is a predicted model, not a curated record. Gene Ontology annotation, molecular function: pyridoxal phosphate binding; carboxy-lyase activity. Gene Ontology annotation, biological process: carboxylic acid metabolic process. The transcript is spliced from 14 exons.
AUGUCAGUUUGUUGUCAUGUGCUAGCACGCAGCAUGCACAGUUUUCUGCUCGUCGCGUGUGGCUAGCGCCUUUCACACGUUCCGAAUUUCCUUAUAAAGAUGGUGCAUUAUCAUUUCUGCCAUUUGCUUCGAAGUCCAAGCUCGAGUUGGAAGCUGCCAGCCGUCUGCAGAUUUAUUGUUACUGAGCUGAAACAUUUACAGGAAAAAUUAGUGGCACGAUGGAGUCGCAGGCAAACAAUCACCAGAAUGGAAUACCGGAGAUGAAUCAGCGAGAGUUCUUUCAGGAGAUGUGUGAUCUCAUUGUUAGCGAAGCUAUCGACAGAACAACAGCUGGAAAAUGCAAAGUGGUCAACUUUGUGCAUCCUCACCUCCUGAAAGACAAAAUUGACCUGGCCAUUCGGGAUGACCCCGUCUCGCAAGGGGAACUUCUGAAGUUGUGUCAGCAGACUUUUGAGUACAGCGUCAGGCCCGGUCACCCCCGUUUCUUCAACCAACUCUUUGGCGGUCAAGAUCUAGUCGGUCUGGCCGGUCAGUGGAUGACCGACGCAAUCAACCCCAGCAUUUACACAUACGAGGUGUCUCCCGUAUUCACUGUUAUGGAAUUGGAGGUGAUGCGAAAGUUGCGAGAGCUCUGUGGCUACAAAGCUGGCGAUGGGAUAUUCUGCCCAGGUGGCUCGAUUUCCAACAUGUAUGCUAUGAAUCUCGCUCGGUACAAACGCUGUCCAGACAUCAAAGAAAAAGGAUUGUACAAUUGCCCGAGGCUGGUAGCUUUCACAUCGGAACAGAGUCACUAUUCUCUCAGGAAGGGCAUGGCUUUCCUUGGGCUGGGAGUCGACAACCUCAUCUUCGUUAAGUGUGAUGAAACUGGGCGGAUGAUACCAGAUGAAUUGGAGAAGGCAGUCAUAGAAGCCAAGAAUAACGGAGGGGUCCCCUACUUUGUCUGUGCGACGUCAGGCACGACUGUGUUGGGAGCCUUUGACCCUAUCGACCCCAUCGCUGACAUUUGCGAGAGGCACGGACUGUGGUUGCACGUUGACGCUGCUUGGGGUGGGGGCGCUCUUGCAUCCACCAAGUACCGCCACUUGAUGCAAGGCGUAGAGAGAAGUAACUCGUUGACUUGGUGUCAGCAUAAGAUGAUGGGUGUGCCGCUGCAGUGCUCAGCAUUUUUGCUGCGGGAGGAGAAUGGCUUGAUGCACCAAAGCCACUGCGCUGCGGCCAGCUACCUCUUCCAACAGGACAAGUUCUACGACAUGGCCUACGACACGGGGGACAAGUCCAUCCAGUGCAGCCGCAAAGUGGACGCGUUGAAGCUAUGGCUCAUGUGGAAAGCCAAGGGCAACAAGGGUUUCGACGAGGAAGUCACUCGCAAGUUUGACAACUCGAGGUACAUGGCUGAUCUGAUCAGAAACCGAGAAAACUUCAAGCUGCUUAUGGAGCCCCAGUGCACCAAUGUCACAUUCUGGUACAUACCGCCCAGCCUCAGAAACACGCCCGACGGACCGGAAUUACGAAGCAAACUUCAUAAGGUGGCGCCCAUCAUUAAGGAGCGCAUGAUGAAGAAUGGGACCAUGAUGAUCGGUUACCAGCCGCUCGGGGACCGCGUCAACUUCAUCCGUAUGGUGUACUGCAACCACGCCACCACGGCCAAAGACGUGGAGUGGAUCGUUGACGAGAUUGAUCGGCUCGGACACGACAUAGAGAUAGCUGAUGAGAAGUAAACGCUGUAUGGUAAAUUUUGGUGAUGAAAGAUAUUUGCAUGGACAAUCAUUGUGCGUCCACACAUAGUUUGGGUGAUGGAAAGACUACCAGGUGGGCCCAGGUUUGUCCAAAAGGGUUUGGGUCAUGUGGGGUGUUUAAAGGUUUACAGGAUCAUUUGCAUUUUUUCCAGAAGUAACCUACCGAAUUACAUGUAUUAUCAAAAAGCUUACUUGGAUUGAAGUUCCUACUGGUUCUAAACACCCUGUGGAAUUAUUCCGUCCGGCUUGCUGUCAUUCAGAAGAAAUCAAGAAAUGUAGGUGAUUUCCAACGAUCAGUCAAUUGACUGACUUUUGGAAUAAAGAGUGCAAUGGACUAAAUCGUGUUUUGUGAUCAAAAGGUUGUGCAUG